AUGAAAGGCAAACAAGAAUUGAAGAUACCAACACCAAGACAUCUCCUCUCCACCCCAACCGCCGCCAUCAGCCGCUCUUCCACCGCCAUGACGCCCAACUCCCCAACCGGAGCCGCCGCAGCCGUUAACAAUAAGUAUAAGCUUCACGGGAUGAUGUUCAAGUAUGGCCCAAAACCGAUUCAGGUUGCAUUUAAGAUAGGUAAUUUCAAGCAGCAAGUUGUUUUUGUUGGUGGAUUUAGAGAAGGAAUUUUGGCAACUGAAUACUUGGAGCCUCUGGCAAUUGCUUUAGAGAAGGAGCAUUGGUCGUUAGUUCAAUUCCUUUUUUCAUCUUCCUACAACGGAUAUGGCGUCUCCACCUUGAAACAAGAUGCCAAUGAACUUGAUCAACUCAUAAGUUAUUUAAUCGACAAUGAGGACUCCCAUGGUGUCAUCCUAUUAGGACACAGUCAUGGCUGUCAGGAUAUUGUAUUUUACUUGGAUAGUAAUGCAGCAUGGUCAAGAGCUGUUAGAGCAGUCAUUUUACAGGCUCCAAUUAGCGAUCGUGAACACUUCCAAGAGACUGGCUCCAUGAUUGAUCUAGCCGCAACUAUGAUCAAUCAAGGUCGACCGCAUGAUUUUAUGCCGAGAAAAGCACAUCCACACGCUCCAAUCACGGCCUAUAGGUAUCACUCUUUAUGCACGAGGAAUGGUGAGGAUGAUAUGUUUAGUUCCGACUUGAGUGAUGAGGAGUUGAAGGAGAAGCUCGGGCACAUGUCCAAUACGCCUACCUUGGUCGUCUUCUCAAUGGCGGACGAGCAUGUGCCACAACACGUGAACAAACAAGAUUUUGGUGGCAGAUUAUGUAGAGCAUUGGGUGGAGCCGAGAUGGUUGAGAUUGAAAGUGGAAACCAUUCUCUCUCUGACUGGAUUAAGGAAGCCGUGCAGGCUAUAAUGGAGUUCGUCAAGAGGGACGGACUCAAAGGUUGCGAAGAUCCUUGGAGCUAAGCUCGUAAAUGGGUCGAAUCGAGUUGAGUCGAGUUAAGUCCGACUUCGUAUUUCUUUAAUUUUACUCCACAUGUGAUAUGUACAU
This is a messenger RNA of Salvia splendens (bonfire salvia), 1069 nucleotides long. Its product is annotated as UPF0613 protein PB24D3.06c. The record is from RefSeq and is a predicted model, not a curated record. The transcript has 9 exons. Lineage: Eukaryota; Viridiplantae; Streptophyta; Magnoliopsida; Lamiales; Lamiaceae. Bases 1 to 984 code for a protein of 327 amino acids.